Messenger RNA from Megalopta genalis, 996 nucleotides. RefSeq names its product Acyl-protein thioesterase 1 (gene Apt1). The record is from RefSeq and is a predicted model, not a curated record. Gene Ontology annotation, cellular component: cytoplasm. Gene Ontology annotation, molecular function: carboxylic ester hydrolase activity; palmitoyl-(protein) hydrolase activity. Lineage: Eukaryota; Metazoa; Arthropoda; Insecta; Hymenoptera; Halictidae. Gene Ontology annotation, biological process: protein depalmitoylation.
UCUAUACCGCAUUUGAUCGCUUUGGGGAAUUUUAAGCGGUAGCAAAGAGAAUCUUCCGCCAUUCUAUAUUCUGAAUUUUUGUGAAAGCGAGGUACAUACAUUCUGUUUUUGCACAGUCCGUCCAAAAACACAAGAAACAAUGACGUCGAUGACUCCUGUCGUAAUAGCGGCUACGGCCAGGCACACGGCCACGCUGAUAUUUUUCCAUGGAUUGGGUGAUACAGGGCAUGGCUGGGCCAGCUCAAUGAGCGCGGUACGAUUACCUCAUAUGAAAGUUAUUUGUCCUACUGCGCCUACAAUGCCUGUGUCAUUAAAUGCAGGAUUUAUAAUGCCAUCCUGGUUUGAUUUGCGAACACUGGAUCCUAGUGGAGCUGAAGAUGAAGAAGGUAUAAAGAAAGCUGCAGACAUGGUACACUCUUUAAUUGCACAAGAAGUUGCAGCAGGGAUUCCUACAAAGCGCAUUGCAAUUGGUGGUUUUAGUCAAGGUGGUGCUCUAGCUAUAUAUAGUGCUCUUACAUUUCCAGAACCCUUAGCUGGUAUUGUAGCUUUAUCAUGUUGGCUUCCUUUACAUCAGAAGUUCCCUGCUGAAGCAAUAGGAAAUACAAAUACUCCAUUGCUACAGUGUCAUGGCGAUUGCGAUCCAAUAGUACCAUAUAGAUGGGGACAAAUGACUGCAUCUUAUCUCAAACAAUUUAUGACACAAACAGAAUUUAAAACGUACAGGGGAAUGAUGCACACAUUCUACGAAGAGGAAAUGAGCGACAUGAAGAAAUUCAUUGAAAAAGUAUUGCCAUAAUAGUUCUGUAAAACACAUCAAUGUUUUCAGUGUUUACCCUUAUCUUAUUGUUCUUUAUUAAAUUAAUUACUUCCAACAUUACUGCUACUUAAAUCUAGAGCUUGGUGACAGAAUAAAUGAAACGCAGUAGUAGGUAAAAAUAUUUAAAAUAUUAAGAAACAGAAAUCAAUACUAAUAAAAAGUUUGAUUCCAUUGUGGCA